Messenger RNA from Letharia lupina, 2106 nucleotides. RefSeq lists its product as uncharacterized. The transcript has 6 exons. NCBI's taxonomy places the organism in Eukaryota, Fungi, Ascomycota, Lecanoromycetes, Lecanorales, Parmeliaceae. Gene Ontology annotation, biological process: regulation of DNA-templated transcription. The record is from RefSeq and is a predicted model, not a curated record. Bases 1 to 2106 code for a protein of 701 amino acids. Gene Ontology annotation, molecular function: zinc ion binding; DNA-binding transcription factor activity, RNA polymerase II-specific.
AUGGUCUAUCAAGGAAAGCCUAGUGCCGGCUGCCAGAAUUGCAGAAAGCGGAAGAUCAAGUGCGAUGAAGCGGUCCCGGCCUGCUCUCAGUGCAUCAACACCAAAAGGCAAUGCCCUGGCUACCUUGCCCGUUUCGACCUCGUCCUACGUGACCAGACUAAAGCAGUCCGGCGCAAGGCCCAACGCAAGAAGCAGCAACAAGAUGAAGGGCCAAAGCCUCCCUCACCACCUCAGUCUGCAUCUUCAGAGGAUCCCGUGUCAACGACGUGGGCCAUUGUCAAUCCCGGGGGAGACCCGUCCCGCGCUGUUGCCAAACGUUAUUCACCAAAUGAACCUGUCCCAAGGAUGUUCAACGAUUUCCCGGAGCAACAAGCCAUCUGUGCCUUCUUCCUCGAUUUCGUCCUUCUGCCUCGCCAUCCCGACAGUAUAGAAGGCCAUCUCGAACACUUACUACCUCUGUACACUACCACUAGUGCUGACUCGCCUUUAUCCUUAGCUACUUCAUCAGUGGCUUUGAUGAUCUCCGGAGGUUCGCCGACCAGACGCAAUGACCAGCAGCUUGGUCGAACCAUCUUUGGGAAAGCGUUGCGGAAGACGAGUGCGGCCAUUCGAAAUCCGGAAGAGUCGAGGAAGGAUGAGACGUUGAUGGCGGUUCUUCUCCUGGGCUUGUUCGAGAAAAUCGCUGCUACGGCUACGGCUACAACUCCUUCAGACGCCGAGAAGUCCAGUAUGGUUUCAACGCACAAUGCCGGAGCAGCGGCUCUGGUGAUGCAUCGAGGUCAGGAGAAUUGCAAGUCGUCGCUGUCUGUAGGCUUGCUUUUCUCUGUCCGCUCUCAGCUUGUCGAGCAUGCCAUCGAAGAAGGCACCUCAUUCAAGAGAUGCCCUGAUGCCUUAAGUGCAAUGUUCAAGUCACUCCCUCAAAAUGCCGCCGCCCGCCUUACCUCCGCCACAAUCAACAUCGCCGAUCUCCGCUCGUGCGCCAGAUCCGCCCUCCUCCUCCCAUGGAGCCCCGACUCCGAAAAAGAAGUCAACGAUCUACUCGAAUACGCCAUAUCCGUGGACCUCCUCGUGGCGGCUUGGCCCGAAAGCCUGCCCGAAGGAUGGAAGUGGACCUCAGCCGAUCACUUCGACCUCCCACCAGCCACCGUCUCCCGCGAUGCCUACAUCUACAAAGACCGUAAGGACAUCUACCUUGACCUCUGGGUAGAAUCGAUUUGGAAUGCCUACCGCUCCGCUCGCGUGAAAGUGCAGACGAUCAUUCUCGACUGCAUCGCCUGGCUCGACAAGCCUUGCGAGCACCAUUGGUACUGGCGCGCUAUAUACGCUAAGAUGAUGACGCAAGAAAUGAUUGACGACAUGUGCGCUUCGGUGCCCUACGCUCUCGGCACAAAGACAUUCGGCAGCCCAGGCGACAGAGAAGGAAUCGAGUACCCCUACAACGGCACGCAAAAGGCAUGUGAGGACCACCGCCGUGCCGCCGCCGCCCUUGGCGGCUGGCAUCUUCUCGAACCCAUGAAGACGUCGCUCAAGACCAGGACGGAAUGUUUGCGCGAAGGGCAGAGAGAGUGGGUAAAGUCGCAAAUGGCGCGAAUCUGGCGCAUCUAUUCACUCCAGACAGCGGAGGGGAAUGCAAACCCGAUUUCACCAACCAAGACCAGCACCAAGAUCAAAGGCGUCAAGCUGGUCUCGCUUACGACCGAUAAGGAGCUGUUGCCGCAGCAGCUGUGCUACUGUCUGGGUUCCGGCCAUCUGAAGGGGGUGAAGGAACUCGAGGAUUUCGCGUCGAGGAGAGAAGACGCGAAAGCCACGAAGAUGUUGCUGUUGAAGGACAAGAGGGGACAAGGCAUUGAGCAAUCGCGAGGAUAUGAGCCUGAACAAGCAGGAACAUUAAUGGGUUUCGAGUCCGCCAGAGACUUCCACAAGCUGAGAGCUCGGAACAUCGCAUUCCGAACGGCAAGCUGUGCGCAAAAUCUCUCGAGAGCAGACUCAACCCAUUUCUCGAGGGUUUCCGGUGCCAGAUCUGCACUCAACCAACAUCUCACCGUCGGCAAGGACCGCAAAACCACUCUUUCCGCGGGAAUCUCCCAGCUUCCUGAUGAUCAAUGA